Nannospalax galili (Upper Galilee mountains blind mole rat) is the source of this 979-nucleotide messenger RNA. Its product is annotated as olfactory receptor 13G1-like. NCBI's taxonomy places the organism in Eukaryota, Metazoa, Chordata, Mammalia, Rodentia, Spalacidae. Gene Ontology annotation, biological process: G protein-coupled receptor signaling pathway. Gene Ontology annotation, molecular function: olfactory receptor activity; G protein-coupled receptor activity. The record is from RefSeq and is a predicted model, not a curated record. Gene Ontology annotation, cellular component: membrane. The transcript has a single exon. The annotation marks the transcript as partial.
GUGACAGAGGCCCAAGGUACAGCUUCUGCCCUGAGCCUAGACCAUGCUGCCCAUGACCCUUGGAAAUCAGUCAGCUGUGACCAUGUUCAUCCUGCAGAGCUUCGUAGAUGACCCCUGGCUCCAGGCAACCCUCUUCUGCCUUUUGUUUGCCUUGUUUGUGGUGGCCAUAGUUGGCAAUGGUCUGAUUGUCAUGACCAUCCAUAGAAGUUCCAACCUCCACACUCCCAUGUACUUCUUCCUAGUCAACCUGGCCCUGCUGGAUGUGAUCUGCACUGUGACCGUCCUGCCCAAGGUUCUUCAGAGCCUGGUGGCAGAGAACACCAUCUCUUAUGGCGGAUGCCUCACCCAGAUGUUUGUUUUCUCCUGGGUCCUGGGCUCUGAACUGCUGCUCUUCUCUGCCAUGGCCUAUGACCGCUACUUGGCCAUUUGCCGGCCAUUGCACUACGGCACCCUCAUGAGUGGCAGGGCCUGUGUAGCCCUGGCAACCUUUGUGUGGUUCACAGGGGCUCUCAACUCCCUAGUGCUCACUUGUCUGGUGCUGCCACUGUCCUUCUGUGGUCCCAAUCUCAUUGCACACUUCUUCUGUGAGAUCCCUUCUGUGUUGCUGCUAUCCUGCAGCCCCACGUUUAUCAAUGAUGUCAUGACCGUCAUUGCAGACAUGUUCCUGACUGGUCUGAACUUCCUGUUGACCAUGUUGUCCUAUGGCUUCAUCAUCACCAGUAUCCUACGCAUCCGCUCAGUUGAAGGCAAGAAACGUGCCUUCUCUACCUGCUCUGCCCACUUGGUGGUAGUUACCCUGUACUAUUCCACUGUGCUCUACACCUAUGUCCGGCCAGCCCUAGGAUCUUCUGGGCUCUUGGACAAGGCCGUUGCUGUUCUGUACACUUCUGUGACUCCCUCUCUCAACCCCCUUAUCUAUACCUUGAGAAAUAAAGAAUUCAAAUCAUCCUUUAAAAAACUCCUUUUUCCCCCUUUGAUG